Molecule: messenger RNA, 1834 nt
Organism: Styela clava
Lineage: Eukaryota; Metazoa; Chordata; Ascidiacea; Stolidobranchia; Styelidae
Biological process (GO): phospholipid biosynthetic process
Cellular component (GO): membrane
Molecular function (GO): phosphotransferase activity, for other substituted phosphate groups
Source: RefSeq, a predicted model, not a curated record
UUAUCUUUUAUUUCUAAAUAUUUCCCCGUUGGUAAACUUGAUUGUUAUGUGUUUUUUCACUUUAAAAUAUUUUAAAAGUAUUCCUGGUUUUGAAUCGCUGUUCACUGUUUUGUGUGCUUGCAUUAUUUUUUAUGCGUGAGCGCGUACUUGUACACUUUAAAGUUUAAACUAAGCUAAUAUCGCCUCUCAAGUAUCUCUUUAUUUUGUUUGUCUGUUUAUUUUUUGUGUUGUUUUGAUUGUGUAUGACAACCGAACGAAAAUAAAAUGAUCGAUUGAUCUCUUUAAAAUAUGAACAGGUAACGGAUUUCAGUGUGAGCCGCAUAGGCCAUCCGAGACUUUUAUUUUAAAACAUUCUCGGUGAGAUCAUUCAUAGGGACGAAUAUACCGAAAAAUCGUCCUUAGUGUGGCCUAUACAGUACCGGUACCACAGAUCUACUCAUUCUACUGUAGAUAGGCUGAUUGAUGACUGUACAGCACCAUACUGCAGUACUGCCAUACCUCAACUUUGCGCUCCUUAAAAUCUCCCGUGCCUUAUUAUAACAUGGAAUCAUUGCUGCGACAGGUCCAUCUAUAGGCUCAUCGUUCGUUAUCUGUCCGAUACCGAUACACAACAUCGCUGUGGAUACCACACAGGCAGGGAGUAGCCUAGUUUGAUGGAACAUCAAACAUUACAAUGAAUGAAAUAACAAAGUGGGAUAUAUUUUUCUUCAUUCCAAACUUAAUUGGUUACUUGCGAUUAUUACUCAUUGGAGUGUCUUGGUACUACAUUGAAUAUUCAUCAUUCUUCAUUCCGGUUUAUAUGAUCAAUGUGAUAUUAGAUGGUAUUGAUGGUUGGGCUGCUCGAAAAUUCAAUCAGAUAUCAGACUUUGGUGCUGUUCUUGAUGUCAUUGUGGAUCUUAUUGGUAGAGGGAUGGUUUGGUGCUAUAUUUCCAAGUUUGGGUAUGCUGUCAUUGCUUUUGAAUGGAUCGUAUUCAUUGGAAAUACAGAACGAGCAAGUGGAAAACAGUGGAAAAGUUCUUUUGAAAAAGUGCCAAACUUUGUGUCCUUGGUUAUGAACAAAGGCUUCAAGACACCCCUUGGUGCUGUUGCAAUAAUAGGCUUACAUAUACUACCACCUUGGCUGUAUAUGUUGAAGAUGAAUGUUUUAAGUGUUUCCAUUAUGAGAAAUCUCCAUUUUAUAACAAUUUUGCUUGUGAUGGCAAGAAUGGUAUGUGCUGUUGUAGAACUAUGGUGUUUUUAUAAGUAUAUGCAGUUUUUGUUGCACAAAUCUCCUCACAAUCAUUCAAAUAGAACACAGUAAAAUGCAUCGAUACAAUUUAUCAUAGUAAAUUUUCAAAUUUUGAUACCUGAUUUUAAUAUAUAUAUGAAAAUGCUACUAGUUUGCUACCAUGACUAAUUUUAAUUAGUCUUUUUUUCCACUACGAUUUAUCUACUAUGAUUUGUCCUGCAUAUUAGCAGCCUGCAACUGUCAGUGGUAUGAUUAUCGCACAGCUUAAUUUACCUUAAAUAUUUUCAUUCCAUUGCAACAUUAUCCGAUGAAUUCUCAUAUUUCACAUUUUUCUAAGAAGUUCAUGCAGGUGCAACUUUAUUGUUUUUUUUAAUAACAGAUGCUACUUGCCACAGUGAUUGAUUUUAAUUUUUGAAUAUUUUUUCAUUGUAGAUAAUCUUACAAGUGCCUUAUGUUUAUCCAUGUUUCUCCCAGUGUUAUAUUUAUAUUCUUGGUACACAUCAUUCUUCAUUUUAUCUGCUUAAAGCUUCAUCAUCACCAUCAUUGUGAUUCGCUUUAUUGCCUUGAAAUAUGCUAUACAAUAUAUGAAAUUUAACAUGCAUCUUA